GGCGCUGAAGCCGGGGGUUUGAGGUAUGUUGGUGUUGCUGGGCUGCUCACUCUUAAUUACUUAUAUCGUAAUAAUAAAUGUGAAAUAUUGAGUUAAUACAAAUCCUUCGUUUGGUCUCAAUAUGAACGUUGAUUCGUAUGAUGUCACUUUUAGACCUUGUUCUCAGGGAACAAACUACUACUGCAACAUUAUAUUUAAUAAAUUUGUUCGCCAUCCUGUCCCGCAGCAGUGUUCGUUAUUUUCGACGGGUCUUAUGAGAAUUGUAAAAACGUCUUCCUAAUCACAACUGAGUAAUUCCAGUGUCCUGUAUACUUAUUGUGGAUCUUUGAGCGCUAAAAAACGACAUGUAUACUAAAUCACGCCUCAGAUUUCGGCGAGCAUCAAAGUCCUUGUUUAAUAUGACUUCACACCCUCAAAGGUUUUACUGUUCAUGAAAAUAAAAUUUUAACGUUCGUCCCUAUCUAUGAAAUUUGUCUAUAAAGCUAAGAAAUUCUGAAUAAGCAUUACAAACACCGUUCAAGUCCUCAGAUUUUUGGAAUCACUUUUAAAUGAUUAAUCUCGUAUGAAGUAAUCAGUCAUAGUAAGAAAAAAUGAUAAUGAAAGAAAAUGUUGAAGAUUUUCCCAUGGAUGAACUUUCUGUAUCAUCUACAAACCGUGAUAUUUCAUCAUCAUUCCCUGAUUUAGCCAAUUCAGAAUUGUUUAUCCCACAUCCUACUUACAUUCUACCUACAUGCUCUUCAGAUGAAUCAAAUGAUAAUUUAAUUUGUAUGAAUUUCGAAUCAAAUCAUUACUUAAAAGAGGCCAUGAAUACUAUGUAUGAAUUAUUUCAGUCUCGAAAAUUAACUGAUGUCACAUUAUGUGUAAAUUCAGAAUCAAUUCAAUGUCAUCGAAUUGUUCUAGCUGGUGCUUCACCAUAUUUCCGAGCUAUGUUCACUGGUGAAAUGCGUGAAGCACUUUUACAUGAAAUUAAAUUACAUUACAUAUCGGCAACUGCUUUAAAAAAGCUAAUCGAUUUCGCAUAUACAGGUAGAAUACAGAUAAGUGAACGGAACGUAUGUGAAUUACUCAUAGCUGCUUCUAUGAUUCAAAUGUCUCAUGUUGUCCAAGCUUGUUGUAGUUUUUUAAAGCAGCAAUUACAUCCUUCAAAUGCUAUUGGAAUUCAAGAGUUCGCGCAGUCGAAUAAUUGUUCCGAAUUGUCGUUUGCUGCUCAAAAGUUUAUUGAUCAAAAUUUUAGCGAAAUAGUAAAACAUGACGAGUUUCUAGGACUUCAUCCUAACCAACUUUUAACUUUAAUUAAACGUGAUGAAUUAAAUGUACGAACUGAAGCGGAAGUGUAUAACGCUGUUAUCAGAUGGGUAAAUCAUAAUAGAAAUUCAAGAUCAUCUACACUGCUUGAAGCUUUGUCUGCCGUCAGAUGUUAUACACUUCCUCCUACAUUUAUACAAGGGCAAAUAAAAAAUUGUAGUCUUCUUGCAGGUUUCACUCCUGCAAAAUCUCACUUGCAAAAUAUUCUGGAUGAUCUCAUUAAACACCGUCAUAUCUCAAUAAAUAAACGGACAGCUGGGUCAAUGGAGAUUCUUUACUCAGCUGGUGGUUAUCUGCGUUAUUCGCUAAGUGCAUUUGAAUGUUACAAUCCCGUUACAGCUAAAUGGAGACGUCUACCAGAUAUACCUAGCCCACGAAGUGGCCUGUCUGCUUGUUCUGUACGUAGUUGCGUUUAUCUUGUAGGAGGCAGAAAUAAUAAUGAACAAGGAAAUAUAGAUGCACCUCACAUGGAUUGUUAUGAUCCAAGAAAAAAUUGUUGGACUACAUGUGCUCCUAUGUCAGUGCCUCGUAACAGAGUUGCUGUUGGUGUUGUCGACGAUAUGAUUUAUGCUGUUGGUGGUUCAACCAAUACAAUGCACCAUAAAAGCUCUGAAAAAUAUGAUCCAGAUAUGGAUCAAUGGAUACCGAUAGCUUCUAUGAAUAGUCGACGGAUUGGAUUAGGUGUCGCUGUACUUAAUCGUUUAUUAUACGCUGUUGGUGGUUUUGAUGGUGAAAAACGUUUGAAUACAGUUGAACGUUAUGAUCCGGAAAAGGAUAAUUGGGAAGAGUUAGCUUGUUUAAAUCGAGCUAGAUCUGGUGCAGGUGUUGUUGCACUCGGUGAAUACAUUUAUGCAAUUGGUGGGUAUGAUUCCUGUAGUCAGCUAAAUACAAUGGAACGUUAUGAUCCUAAAAGAAAUUGUUGGGAAUACUGUGCAUCUAUGCUACAUCCAAGAUCAGCGUUAAGUGCUUCAGUAUGGGGAAAUGAAAUAUGGGUUUUUGGUGGCUACGAUGGAAGCGAAUUUCUAGCCAGUGUUGAAGUUUAUAAUCCAAUUAAAGAUCAAUGGACUGAACGAACUUUUAUGGAUUGUGGUAAAUCUGGGCAUGCAGUUGUAGUUAGUCGCGGACCAUCAUUUUGAUUGACAAUGUAAACUUUUGUUUUUGUCAAAAAGAGAUAUAUUUCCUCAUUUACAUUGGGAUGUGUAGAGAAAACAAACAAACAGGAGAUAGAGAGAAGAUCGUUCGAGCACUCUGUGAUUUUCACCCACUUUUUUGUCUAUUUCUGUUUAUCAGCGCCAAUAUAUAACUAUCAACCUUUCAAUUACCUCCCUGCUCGUCCUUACUCCUUCUAGUCCCUAUCAUGCUUACCAAAUACUGUAAUUAAGGUACUAGUCGUAGUAAUAAUUAAACUCAUUGAUAAUUUCACUAUGGAAAAUACUAAAACAAUGCUAACCAAUUAUGUUUUAUACUGUUUUUCUCCUUCCUUUUUUAUUCAUCCAGAAUAAUAGUCAUAAAGAUUGUGAAUAUAAUUAGCGAUUUCACUGUUUCUUCCGUAUAUAUGUCUAUAUGUAAGACUGAACGAAUGAAAACUAACCUAAAUUGUACAUUAGUUCUACUCCUGAUAUUCUCCUACAUAAAUUUAUCUCAUUGUAAAAUAUAUGUUCAAACUUGUUUGCCCUUUUUACAGUUUUAAAAAUUUACUAUGCCCAUGUCUACCAAUAAUAUUAAUCAUAACAAUAGUAAUAAUAUUGCAUAUUGUACUUAUAUAUACCCACUCUCUUUUGCCCUUUUCUGUCCGUACAUGCAUCCACAUAGGUGCUUGUGUUUACUCCGCCAUUCUCUUGACUUCAUAGUAUAGGGGAUCUAAUUCCUCAUUUUCUGUACAUAAAAAAUGUUAUAUUGAUAUUUGUUUAAUUUUUUAAAGUAUUCUUUGGAACCUGUUGUACAUUAAUUGCAUUGUUUUUUUUUGUCUUGUGUGUGUAUCUUGUUAGUCUUGUUUUUAAACCCAACCUACUACUAGUAUUAGUAUUGUGUAUAUGAAACUUUAAAAUGUAGUUUUCUGUCAUAUAUAUAUAUAUAUAUAUAUAUAUAGCCAUUAAAUUGUUGGGGGAAGAUUUUAACUUGAUACUAAUACUGACACUAUUACUCAUAAAAUGGCGUCUGUUUUUGCUUUUCUGGAAUAAACAGUUGAUAUUUGUGAAUGUAAAUGAUAAAAAAUAUUUUCAAUAUUUCAUAACUUUUCCCUUUCUUUUUAAAAACGUUCAAGAAGAUACAUAUGCACGUUGUUUGUUCUGAAUUUGGAAAUGUCAAUCGACCUGACAUGAUGGAUUUUGUUUUAGAUUGGUGUUCGUAAUUCUAUACCGUGAUUUUUAAUUAGUGUACUUUGUAUGUUUGGGUAAUUGCAUUCGUUUCAGUGACAAAUUAAGCUAGCCACUAUGCUUAAUGUAAUUCUACAUUUAGUGAGUGCAUAUUUUAGAGUUUUGAAAUUAUUUUCUACGUGGUUCAAAUUUGGUUGAUCAGUUAAAUUGGUUGAUGCCGUUUGUUCAUACUGCUGGCGACUUUUGAUUGGUUGCUUUUUCCUUUUGAAUUAUCCAUGAUACGUUUUUUGUUCUGAUAUACUGGAUAACUUUUAGAUUUACCGGAAAUGUUCACUGAAUAUUGUUAUUCUAUGUCAUGUUUGUCUCUUCUUUGAUGAUGAUCA
This is a messenger RNA of Schistosoma mattheei, 4003 nucleotides long. The record is from the annotation of a GenBank genome assembly. NCBI's taxonomy places the organism in Eukaryota, Metazoa, Platyhelminthes, Trematoda, Strigeidida, Schistosomatidae.